Molecule: messenger RNA, 4956 nt
Organism: Babesia ovata
Lineage: Eukaryota; Apicomplexa; Aconoidasida; Piroplasmida; Babesiidae
Exons: 2
Coding region: 1-4956 (1651 amino acids)
Source: RefSeq, a predicted model, not a curated record
AUGUACGGCUUCAGUUUUGGGAAACCAUUGGGAUUAUGCGGCACAGGUGACGCAUUGGAAGCUAGAAGAACGUGCAAGGAUUUCUGCAGUGCGUUGAAGAAGAUCCUAGAGGAGGAAUCCGCACUUAUUCAACUAAUCAAGCAAAUCGAUGAAUUCAUUUGGAAGAUAAGAGAGAAUUUCUCUUACACCCUCCUCGCCCUCUGGUCGCUCUCGCUCCUGUACCUGCUGCACAUCGCCGUCGAUGCCAGGGGAAAAGCGUUGGAUGAUAUUGAGGAGAGGCAGAAGACACUUAAGGAUCUUCAAGGUAAGCUUGAAGGUUUUAUUGGAAAAGAAAAUGAUAAAAGUAAUAAUCCUGCAAAACAACUUCUUGAAAAUCUCACUGGCGGUUUAGAAAAGUUUUUAGGCUUUAAUCCUGACUCCAAAGGCUACUCGGGCACUGGCAUCGUGUACUCGGACCUUGACAGGCUGUGUGACGGGGUGAUGUCUUUCCUUCAUGGAGUUUUACAUAACAUCAAGCCUAAAUUAGGCUUACAUAAUCAUCGUAUUACUGAAGCUAUAAGGCUUCUUAACACCCAUAAACACUCUGGUAAAGAGGGUUUUAAUGCUGCGAUUGGCAAGGUGGUGUCGGGGGUGAGGGAGUAUAAUGAGGGUGUGAGGGAGUCGAACAAUGCAAUAAGUUCGGUGAUUAGAAAGUUCAAUGAAUACAUGAAACAGGUACCUGCGGCUGUCAAAAGUAUGCAAGAUUAUAAUAGUGUCAAUCAAAUUGAUGAGAAGGUGAGUGAAUGUCUCAUGGAGGCGCAGCAGUACUAUCACGGCAUGGACGCUCAAAAAAGUAGUAAUAUUAAAGACCUCCAAAAUGAAUUGGAGAAAGAUGUUAACAAUGCUACUGAAUUAAUUAGAUAUCAGCGUGGGAGGUUGAGUGCGAUUUGGACGUAUCAGCAGAAGUACAGAAAGGCUGUGGAACAUGGUGUCACACAGGCGCUUGGGGAGGCUAAAGGGCAGAUAAAUUCCACGGCUGCGCAGAGAAUUAGAAUAUUCGUUAGUGAAGUGAAUAGGCGAAUUGGAGAGUUGAAACAGAGGGUUGAGACAGUGGAUGGGUGGCUUAAGCAUUACAUUGAGGUAUUGGAUUCGUGCAUUGACAAGGCGGAUGCCGCCGUGGAAAGAGCAUUGGGAAAGGUUAUGGAUAUUUUCAAUGAGGCUAAAGGUAUAUCUAAGACUAGAAAUAGAGAAAAACUUGAACAAGCCGUGAAUGAAUUAAAAGAGAAAGCGUUGGCUUUGUAUGAAGCGUAUGAGACAGCGGAAGGUAAGUUAGGCCCAUUGGUUCAGAGAAUUAACAAAGCAGUUCAGGGUUUGGAUGCUGAAAUUGUUAAGGGGGUGAAACAAUUAAAAAUUGGUAUUGACGGUGCCAUUCGGGGGUAUGUUGAAGAUAUGGUUGGUGCUGUGAUUGAGGCGGCGGGAGAAACGAAGCUGAGUGGUAGUGGUAUUACCGGAGGUGUUGAUGCAUUGAAGAAAGAUACUAAGCUCAGUGAUGGAUUGAAGGCAUUACUACAGUCACCAGGUGCAAACAAUGAACUUAUUACAUCUUUAGAAUAUGCACUUUUCGGUCUUAAAUAUCCUGGCGGUUCUGCAAUCACGAGUGAACCAGAUCCAGAAAAGCUCAUCACCGCGCUGUCUGAAGAUAUCAAAGGAAAGGUUGCAGGGUCGAUUAAUGGGUACCUUCAAACUGGUGACGUACUAAAAAAAAAGAUGCCGACCUAUUCUACUCAUAUAGAAUCAACUAUUACACCAGCAAUUAGUAAUCUUAGCGCGCAAGUUCUACAACCCAUUAAAGAUGCCGUUUCAUCACACAGUGCAGAUAGAUCGCAUAUCACGUCCGUGUCUGGCAAGAUUACCGGCACUCACCUCGAAGCCUUUUGCACCGCUAUCAUCAAGGAUGCUUCACAAGGUGGGGAAAGUGCGAAUAAUAUAUUGGCGGAAUUGAAGAACAAAUUGGUAUCAAAAUAUAACGCAGCGGAAAAAGGUAGCCUCAAAGAACUUCAUAGCCAACUCGGUGAGUUGCAGAACCAAAAAUUGCAUCCUUUGAUUAAAGAAGUCGAAGAGAUUAUUCGAUAUGCCGAAGAACAUUGCGAGCUUAUGAUAACCGAACUCUCCGAUCACGUUCAGCAAAGAAUUCAACAAGCCGAAAACAGUAUUCUGGAAAACGUUCGGACAACAUACGUCACCUUCAUUAAGUUACAGGUUGAAGAGUUUGCUGCGAAAGUAACUAAGGAACUUUCACCGCUCCCUACACAAAUCACCGACGAGGAGAAUAAAUCCUACAAGGGGUUCAUGAAACAACUUCAUAAAUUUUCAACAUCUAGUAAAUUAAGUGAGACACUCCGUGAAACUACCACUCUUCAUGUCUGUUUAAUUGUCCAUGCUUUCUUCAACACUUUCAUUGACACACUGAACAAUAGUAGGGAAAUCAUGCCCGUCACUUACCUCUCCGACCUGCAAAACAAACUAAGCACAUUAUUUACCAACCUCUCCAAAUACGACACCACCUUCCAAACUAACCUCUCCGCCCUCCACUCCCUCCUCUCCACCAUCCGCCCCGCUUCGUACGCUACCGAAAGCAAUCCCCUGCUCGACGUUCUCACAAAAGGCCUGACAGGGAUGCACGACGAACUCCAAAAGGCGUACGUGUCGGUGUAUGACAGUCAGCCGUGGCAGGCGGCGCACGAAAACAAAUACGCGAAAGUGUGUCUCACAAUUACAUCACAAGUGUUUGGUGAUUUACAUAGACUGAGAUUGUACUGUAAAUCCGAUGGGCAAUUUAAGAAAAUUAAUUCACAUAAUAAUAAUGUGUUCGGUGCAUUUUUCACACGCUGUGGUUACGAUGUUUCCAAUCACCAAAACGAGCAGAAUGGUGAACUGCGCAACACAAUUGAGUGCAAUGGUAACAAAAUUCAUGGCAAACUGACUGGCCAGCUAACCACACAAAAUCGUGAACAGUUUUUCCUAAUUAGAGAUGAGGACGAUAAAACCAACGAAAAGGAUUACAGCAUCCUCAAACAGCUCGUCGAACAUCUCCACCGUUACCGCCGUGUUUCCCAUCUCACACUUCCACAGUCACCCAAAACUCCGACCAGCAUCUAUGACAUCCUGCGUUGGCUUUCCGGGCUCCCGCACAGCGCUGUGUAUCCCAAGCUCAAAGACUACAUGAAGACACUGUUUCCUAAAACAGAGUCACAGAAAACUAUGCUUGAUUCUAAUAUUAAUCCCAGACAUCUAACACUCUCCUCCCAUCCAGAGGUAACGGCUGAAAAGCUCCACACUGAGUUAGAUAGAGUGUGCCGCCACGCAGAUAGGACAUUGGUUGCCAUACUCGGCACUGGGCACUCUAAUGGCAUCUACGCCUCAGACUUCUCGAACAACUCACACGGUUUCCUGUACUCCUCCAACACGAUAAGCUUGAUAUGCACCCUCUUCGAUUUCCUGAAACAUCUCUACCAGCAACUUCAUUUCUUGCUCGAACAGUGUAGACAUACAACUGCGUUGAGUGGUUGGUCCGACUGUUACUAUGGCAACGGCGUUGCUGGCUCCGGUUGGCAGUGCAACAGAAUGCGGUGUCCAAACCAAUCCUGUGACCAAGCAUUUAAGCAAGCAGUCAACCAAAGCAGUAACCAACGUGCCAACCAAACAGCUGACCAAAACACCAACCAAACGUGUGACCAGCACCCUAAGUGUGGCCUUAAGUCACCACUCCAAUCUUUCCUUGAGGAUGGUCUUCAGGGCUUUUUGCCUCAUAGUGUAUCAGUUAAAGGCACCGGCCUCACAUGUUCCACGUGUCCUAUGUCACGCGGAAUGCCGUGUAAGAUGCCAAUGGGUCUUCCCGAAAUAGCUGUUACCGCGUCUCACAUAAAGAGAGGGGAAGAUAUUGUUAGCGUGCUUGACAGAUUUUGUGGCAGAGAGACUUCUUGCCUCAGUGCACUCUGCAGUAUGCUGAAUUGCCUCCUUCCCAGUGCGCCGAAAUCUCUGGGUGAUAUGCUGUCAUUUUACUAUUGUUUCCUUGAUGAGUGGACCACAAAGACGGAGCAUAGGAAACAUGCACUUGAAGCGGCCGUUCGGAAUGCAAAUUUCAAGAAUCUUGAUACCAGUUUGGAUUUGUCGAAUAUGUUCAAAUCCAAAGGUCAUGCAAAAUAUGACAACACACCUACCGUUCCAACCUACGCCUUGUAUCACCAAAACGGAGACCUGUACAGUAUAAUGUGUCCAGACACCACAUGUUACACUGCCGGCACAAAUUGUGGAUCAUAUGUUUCCCCUAUAGUGCUGGAUACGUAUCGCAUAUUUUCAUCAAAAAACAAAGCAGCAUAUUUAUCGUGGAUCGUUUACCUCACCGAGACGUUCUAUGAUCUCUUACAGAAAUUAUUGAAGGACUGCGAAAGCAAUUGUUGUUCGCCGAAAUCCAAAUGUCGUAUUAGAGGUUGUCAUGAAGACUGCACCGUUUACACUGGUGCAAUCCUCACCGAUACGCCGUCACAUUGGCCUGAGUGCCAUUCCAUUCUCCAGUGUCGCAUGACACUUCCGACACUUUGUAGAUAUGGUUUCACGUAUGCCAAUAGGCGUCACCUUGCUGGCCACGACGGAAAGAGAGAUAUUGCGAAAAGAUCAUGCAAAGAUUUCGUAAAGCAAUUAGAGAUUGUUACUGGCGGUAAAUCAAUACUGUCGAAACUAAUCCACAAAACGAUUCCAGAAUUUCUCUGGAAAAUCAGAGAGCCAUUCUCCAUCACCUUAUUAGCCCUUUGGUCCCUCUCUUUGCUCUACCUGCUGCACAUCGCCGUCGUCCGCCUCGACGUGCUGAGAAUACGGUCACACCUGAGAUCACCCUCAAGCCACCGCAUCGCCGCGCAGUCGCUGCUCGCCGCCGCACGCGUCAGGGCACUCGCCAACGUCAAGUACUUCUCGCCAUAA